Molecule: messenger RNA, 447 nt
Organism: Sporothrix brasiliensis 5110
Lineage: Eukaryota; Fungi; Ascomycota; Sordariomycetes; Ophiostomatales; Ophiostomataceae
Exons: 2
Coding region: 1-447 (148 amino acids)
Biological process (GO): lipid metabolic process
Source: RefSeq, a predicted model, not a curated record
AUGGCAGCAAAAUACUCCGACCGUGCUUAUUUACGGCCGCAGGGCUUUGAGCGGUCUGCUCAUAUUGGCGCUGACUGGCGAUCUGGUACAAAGGCCAUGGUCAUCAAGUCUGUCCCGAUGGACGAUGCGAACAUAAUUGUGUUCGCCAUUCGCGGUACAUCUGACUUCAUGGACUGGGCUGUCAACUUGAACAUGGCACCGACAUCCCCGGCCGGAUUUCUGGACGACCCGGGGAAUCUUUGCCAUGCCGGGUUCCUUUCAGUGGCUCGGAAGAUGAUCCGUCCAGUUGCUGCACGGCUCCGUCGACUUUUGGAAGAGGACCCUAGCCGUACCUCCUACUCUCUGCUCAUGACGGGCCAUUCAGCUGGGGGUGCUGUGGCCUCACUACUCUAUGCACAUAUGGCUGCUUUCGCCGAAUCCACUGCAUCACUUUUGGUGCACCGUUGA